Molecule: messenger RNA, 657 nt
Organism: Aspergillus ochraceoroseus IBT 24754
Lineage: Eukaryota; Fungi; Ascomycota; Eurotiomycetes; Eurotiales; Aspergillaceae
Product: Rab family GTPase
Exons: 5
Coding region: 1-657 (218 amino acids)
Molecular function (GO): GTPase activity; GTP binding
Source: RefSeq, a predicted model, not a curated record
AUGGCAUCCAGAGCCGCAGCAGGCGCCCGUCCAGGUGCUAGGUUCGCUCAGUUUAAGCUUGUUUUGCUUGGAGAAUCCGCUGUUGGAAAGAGUUCGCUAGUACUGAGAUUCGUCAAGGAUCAAUUCGAUGACUACCGAGAAUCGACGAUUGGCGCUGCCUUCCUCACACAGACCAUCUCGCUGGACGAAAGCACAACUGUCAAGUUCGAAAUCUGGGAUACCGCUGGCCAGGAAAGAUACAAGUCGUUGGCUCCAAUGUACUAUAGGAACGCAAACUGCGCCGUGGUUGUCUACGAUAUCACCCAAGCUUCAUCGCUGGAUAAGGCCAAGUCUUGGGUCAAGGAAUUACAACGCCAGGCAAAUGAAAAUAUUGUGAUCGCUCUUGCAGGCAACAAGCUAGAUCUCGUCACCGAAAGUCCCGACAAGAGGGCGAUCCAAACUGCCGAUGCAGAGGCCUAUGCCCGUGAAGCCGGCCUGCUAUUCUUUGAGACAUCUGCCAAGACCUCUUCGAAUGUGCGCGAACUAUUCACAGCUAUUGCAAAGAAGCUUCCGCUGGACCAGGCUGGGCCCCGAAACAUGCGGUCCGCGCCCCGUCCCGGUGUGGACUUGCGACCGGAGGCUCCCGGCACCCAGAGUGCUGGCGCCUGCAAUUGCUAG